UUAAUCGAGAUUCAGAAAUAGAAAAAAAAAUACUCUUACUUUCUAUUUUACUUAUAAACUAAAAGUCUUCAUCAAGUUCACACAGAUGAGGUUUGACAAAAGCAGAUGGCGUAGCAUUCAUGUUUUCCUGUUAUUAAGGGUGUGAUAUUAGACACCAUAAAAUUAAAAUGGGAAAUGAAAUCUAAUUGAAGAAAAAGAUUUCUGUUUGUGAACUUAAUAUUGAACUAAAGUUUAGUAUUUUUUACCAAUCGCAAUUGGAAUAGCUACAGAAUUUGAGUUUCACUUUCAGAAAAUAUUUUUAGUUUGUGGCAGGAAACAACAAUGUCGUUAAUAUCAUUAUCAAUGAUACCAAAGAAGAUGGUGAAACAGAUGUGUAGUCUAGCUGGUAUAAGACGAUCACUGGCUACCAUGACAUCCACUUCUACCUCUCGGAAAAAGGGUACAAUGUUAGCUCACCAAGAAUCCUUACUUCAACUUCCAGUUCCUCCCUUACAGGCUUCUCUGGAAAAAUAUUUAUUGUCUGUUCAUCCCCUGUUGACAGAGGAAGAGUUCCAUCAAACUGAAAAGAUUGUAAAAGAAUUUGGAAAACCUCAAGGCUCAGGUGAAAAGCUGCAUGCUAUGCUUCAAGAACGAGCAAGAAACACAGAAAAUUGGCUGUCUGACUGGUGGUUGUCUUCAGCUUAUCUAGAGUUUCGCAUGCCUUUAGUAGUGCACUCCAAUCCUGCUGUAGUAUUUCCUCCUGUGGAUUUCAAGUGUAAAGAUGAUCAGCUCAAGUUUGCUGCUAGAGUUAUAGCUGGAGCACUUGAUUACAAAAUGAAAAUUGAUUGUGAGAUGUUACCUACAGAAAUGGCUGGAGGAAAACCUCUAGAUAUGAUGCAGUACUUCAAAAUAUUUUCUACAUGUCGUAUUCCUCAACAUCCUGCUGAUAAACUGAAGUAUUUCUGGCAAGAUCCAGUACCCCCACAACAUAUCAUUGUGAGCCAUAAUAAUCAUUAUUUUCAAGUAGAUGUUUUUGGAGGAGAUGGGUUACCAUUAGAUGAGAAUCAGCUUCUGGCUCAGUUACAGAUGGUGGUAGAACAAUCUCAACACUACAAAGAUCCCAUUGGUGUUCUCACCACACAACAUCGAGAUAGCUGGGCAAGUGCCUACAAAAGGCUUUGUAAAGUUUCACCAAACAAAGAGUCUGUAAGUACAAUCCAGAGAGGUAUCUUCAUGCUGUGUUUAGAUAAGCCAAUGCCUGAUUUAGGUGCACCCAAUAGACUGACUCAUGCUUCACUUCAGGUUAUUCAUGGAGGUGGUAGUGGUGGAAAUAGUGGCAACAGGUGGUUUGAUAAAGCCGUGCAAUUUAUAGUGGGGGAAGAUGGAGUUCUUGGUUUGAACUUUGAACACAGUCCUGCUGAUGGACCACCAGUUGCUAACCUGAUGGACUAUGUCAUGGACUACAUCAAAAAGUCUUCCAGUAGUCAUUGGUUACCAUCUACUAAUGUCAAGCCUCCUCAGCGUCUAAAGUUUAGACUUUCUCCUGAAACUAUAGAUGACAUUGAUGAGGCCAUGCAAGACUUGGAUAAGAUGGUCAAAGAUUUAGAAAUGACUGUUUUCAAGUUUAAUGGCUAUGGUAAAGAGUUUAUAAAAUUGCAGAAGUUGAGUCCUGAUAGUUUUAUUCAAAUGGCAAUUCAGUUGGCUUUUUACAGGUUACAUGGGCAACCUGCAGCUACUUAUGAGUCUGGAUCAAUACGCAAGUUUCUUCAUGGUCGAACAGAGAACAUCCGUUCCUCAUCUAUAGAGUCUCUGGACUUUUGCAAACAGAUGAUGGACUCCAGUUCUCCCCCUCAUGUCAAAGCUUCAGCUUUGCGCACAGCUAUAGAUGCUCACAAAGAAUAUGGCUUACAGGCUACAAAUGGUCAUGGAGUUGACAGAUUUCUCCUUGGACUUAAGAAACUGGCUGUGGAGAAUGGCAUGGAUGUUCCACAAAUCUUUCUGGACACUGGAUAUAAUGCUAGUACCCACUUCCGUUUGUCCACCAGUCAAGUACCAGGUAUUUAUGACAUAUGUGUCUCUUAUGGACCACUUGUUCCUGAUGGUUAUGGUUGUUGCUAUAAUCCACGUACAGAUGGUAUAAUCUUUGGGCUUUCUGCUUGUAAUAGCAGUCCUGAGACACACUCCACUAAGUUUAAAGUUGCUCUUGAGAUGAGUCUGAUGGAGAUGCACGAUGUAUUGUUAACAGUUCAGGGAUCUAAACUGUAAUAUGUUACAAAAUGAUAAUCAGGUAAUCUGAUCAAGCUAGCUAUGAUAUAAGAGUCUAAAUAGACUGUGAUAAAAUAAGGAAAGAGUUGCAGGUAUUUUUGUAUGAAUUCUAGAUUAGAAAAUUGAUGUAUAAUUAGAUGAUUUGGAUCUGUAAGUAUGAUGCUUAAAGGAUUGUUUUGUGAGUUCUUUUACUUCCUUUGGCAAAAAAAAGUUUAUGAAAUCAAUACAUAUGAUUGUUAUAGCUUAACAAAUAUCGGGAAAUGUUUCAGCAUUGGCUGUAAAUGUUUGAUGUCAUUACUUUAAGUUUGAUCUAGAAUUAACAACUAUAAAUGCAUAAAUCUAAAGCUUCAAAUAUAAAAAUUGUUUGUGCAAUAUUCUAACAAAUCCAGUUCUUUUUCUUUUUUGCAGCAUCAGUGAGUUUUCAACUUGCUUGAAACAUUAUAAUCAUAUAUAUUUACACCAUGAUUUUCAGAACACUGCUCAUUUUACAAACCAAUUUUUUGUUAUACAUAAUGCUUUAGAAAUCAAAAGUGGUUGAAGGGCAUCAGAAUAGGGGACAUUUGUAAGUAGAAUCUUAGUCAUUUAAAGUCAAGAAAAAUCAAGUUAUUAGUAAAAAUUGUUCAAGAGGAAAAUGAGGGAAUCCUUAAUAGUUGUGGCUGUAAUUAGAUCUCAAAUCGAUCAAGAGAUGGAGCUAUGAGCAAAAGCUUGUACUUGAAAAAAUACUCAGAGCUAUUCUAUGAGCCGAGGCUAAAAAAAUAUAAAUAUAAUUGGUCAAAUUUAAUAUCAAUCGUUAGUAGUUGCUGUAAUACAGAACAGAACCAUAAUUAAUAUGUAAUUGAAAUAACGAAACAGCAUAUCACAACUUUUAGAAUAAAGUAAAAGCCAUAGCAGAACUUUACUGUUGGAUAGGGUCUGACUAUAGGGUCCAUGAUUCAUUAAAAUCUAUCACUAAAAAUAAAUACCUUGAAUGGUUCCCUGACCUAACAGAAUUUAUUCAUUUUACUUUACUCUGUUUACUAUUGGAGUAACAAAAGGUCACUGUGCACUAAAUUUCUUGUUCUUAAAAAAUAACAUAUAUACUCUUUCCACAGAUAUAAAUAACUUAUUAGAUUUCUGUAUUAAUAAACCAGUAAGAUCUAAAAAAAAUUCUACUUGCAUUCAAUACUAAAUGUUUCUAACUUAUGUCCUUCUCAAGGAAUUUGUUAAUUUCAAAUAUGUUGUUGUUGGAGUCUGAAAACAAUUUUGUAUCAUAAAAAAAUGUAUGUUUUACAGACCUUGAAAUUAUUAUAAGCAUUUAAUUUGAAUUUAAUUUAGUUUGUGAAUAUUCUUAUUUAGUAAUGAUCUUUUUAAACAUUUAAAGUGGAAAAUUUUAGUUUUUCAUACAGGUCGUUGUAAUAAUAAAUAAUGCCCAGGCAAUAGUUGACACCUUUUCCCAACUUACUAUUUUUAAAAAAUAAAUUUUACUAGUUGUCUGUCCUUACUGGAUGUUUCUUGCUCUUUUAUUUUAAACACUUCAUGUUGAAAAAGCCUGUAUAAUAACUAGUGUUUAUAGUGAUUAGAAAUUUUGGAUUUUAGUGAUUACUGAUACACCUGGUAGUUGUUUGUUUUGUAUGUGUAAUCAUUUAAGUAGUUUUAACAAAUUCACAGCUUUUUUAGUAUUUUCAAAUAAAAAGCAGUUUGUUGAAGAAAUACCUGUUAAUAGGAAAUAAAAAAACUUGUUUAUGUA
Limulus polyphemus (Atlantic horseshoe crab) is the source of this 3970-nucleotide messenger RNA. RefSeq names its product carnitine O-acetyltransferase-like. Gene Ontology annotation, cellular component: peroxisome. The record is from RefSeq and is a predicted model, not a curated record. Lineage: Eukaryota; Metazoa; Arthropoda; Merostomata; Xiphosura; Limulidae. The transcript has 14 exons. Gene Ontology annotation, biological process: carnitine metabolic process, CoA-linked. Gene Ontology annotation, molecular function: carnitine O-acetyltransferase activity. The coding region runs from base 322 to 2244 and encodes 640 amino acids.